UUUAAAGAACAGUCAAAUUGAUAGCCCACAAUUUGGCUGAAUUCAAAGUGUGAAAACACAUCAACAGUGGAAGAAGAGUCAUAUACCCUUUAAAGAAAAGUCAGAUAUAGAGCCAAAAAUGGAGCCUGGAGUGGAGCCCAAGAGGGCCCCUUGCUUUCAGUCUUUUUUUAUUUUAUUAAAAUGAUAUAUAUAUAUGUCUUGCCCUCAACGAUGCAUUUUCGUCCCUUCAAUAAUAUCACAACAAGCUACAACUUUCUUUCUUUAAAAAAUAUGGCAGAAACAAUUGUCUCUGUUAUUACUGGAAAAUUUUUGAGUAAGGUGAUGUCCCUUACUUCCAAUGAAGUCCCCUUGGGAUGGGGUGUCAAGAAUGAUGUACAAGAGCUUGCUGGCACCUUAACCACCAUCAAAGCUGUUCUCUUAGAUGCUGAGGAGAAACAAACCCAAAAUGAGAAGCUGAGAGUCUGGCUGGAAAAGCUGAAGGAGGUUUGCUAUGAUAUUGAAGAUGUUUUGGAUGAAACUGAGGUGAACGAUUUGUGUAAGCAAGUGAUGAAUGGUCAAAGCAUUUCAAGAAAGGUACGCCACUUUUUUUCAUCUUCAAAUCCAAUCGCUUUCCGUUUUAGGUUGGGCCAUAAAAUUAAGGAGAUUAACAAAAAGUUGGCAAAAAUAGCUGCUGAAAAAGAUGAUUUUAAUCUUACUGAGAAAAUUUAUAGUAAUAAUAUUUUAGGUUGGGAGAGAGAAACCCACUCUUUUGUGCGUGCUUCAGAUGUUAUUGGUAGAGAUAAAGACAAAGAGAAGGUUAUGAAAAUUUUAUUGUGUCCAAGUGAUGGUCAUGAAAAUGUUUCUGUUAUUUCUAUUGUUGGAAUUGGAGGUUUAGGAAAAACCACACUUGCGAAAUUGGUAUAUAAUCAUGAAAAAGUAAGUGAAUAUUUUAAGUUGAAAAUGUGGAUUUGUGUGUCGGAUGAAUUUUCUCUAAAAAGGCUUUUGAUUGACAUUAUCAAUUCUGCGAUUGGGCAAAAAUAUAAUCAUAUGAGUAUGGACCAAUUGCAAACAAUCCUACGUUAUAUUAUAAGAGAUAAAAGAUAUUUGUUAGUCUUGGAUGAUGUUUGGAAUGAAAACUAUGAGUUGUGGUGUGAUUUAAGAAAUUUACUAAUGGAGUGUGUUAGUGGAAGUAAAAUUAUAGUAACUACACGUAGUGAUCGUGUUGCCUCGAUUAUGGGAUCUACAUACAAGUUAAAAGGACUUUCUCUUGAUCAAUGUUUGUCAGUGUUCAUUAAAUAUGCAUUUAAAGAAGGUCAAGACAAACAACAUCCCAACCUUAUAGAGAUUGGAGAAGAAAUUGUUAAAAAAUGUAGAGGUGUUCCAUUGGCAGUAAGAGUCUUAGGAAGUCUUCUUUAUUCUUCAACUUUUGAACAAGAUUGGAUAAAUGUGAGGGAUACUGAGAUAUGGAAACUAGAUCAAAAGGAUAAUAGUAUUUUACAUGCUCUAAAAAUAAGUUAUAAUCAUUUGUCACCUCCUUUGAAACAAUGUUUUGUCUUUUGCUCUAUAUUCCCAAAAGACAACACAUUUUAUAACAUUAACUUGAUUAAGGUUUGGAUGGCCCACGGGCUUCUUAAAGCCCACAAUGAAAAUGAAGAUUUAGAAACUAUUGGCAUGCAAUAUGUAAAAGAAUUAAUGUAGAGAUCUUUCUUUCAAGAUAUUCAAGAUUUAGAAAAUGGUGUCUAUUCAUUUAAAAUACAUGAUCUAAUGCAUGAUGUUGCCGUAUCAUUGUUUCAAAAUGAGGGCUUAAUAGUGAAAGGGAGUAACCAAAUUACUACCAAAACUUCUUAUCGACAUUUAUUAUAUCAUUUGGAUGCAAGUCAAGUAGAAGUUCCAAGCUUUCUACCUAACUUGGGUAAUUUAAGAAGCAUUAUGUUUUCUAGGUAUGUUGGAGAAAAUAUUACUAUUAGCCAAUCAUUUUUAGAAUUAAUUGUCUCAAAAUUUCAGUUUUUGCGGUUAUUAUAUUUAUUUGAUUUAGGUAUUGAAGCAGUACCUAAAAGAAUUGAUAAUCUGAAGUAUUUGAGAUAUUUGGAACUAUCAUCUAACCCAAAAAUUAAAAAACUUCCAAGUUCUAUUUACAAGCUACGAAGUUUGCAAUUUUUAUCGCUGUAUGAUUGCGAGAAACUAGAAGAGUUAACCACAGAUGUUAAGCACUUGAUUAGUCUCAGAUUCUUAGCCUUAACCACAGUGCAAAAGCAUCUACCAAAUAAUGGAAUUGGCUGCUUGAAUUCUCUUCGAUUUUUAGUUAUUGGCAAUUGCAGCAAAUUAGAAUAUCUGUGUGAAGAUAUUUGUCGCCUGAGAGUCAUUCGAAUACUACACAUUUCUCAAUGUCCAAGUCUUGUCUCAUUACCACGUGGUGUAAGAAGCCUAAGCUCAUUAGAAGAUCUUCGUUUGAUAGAUUGUGUAAGGCUUAAUCUUGAUUUGAGCAUAGGAUCAGAUGAGCAACACAAUCAUGAAGAACUCAAUAGCACAGGGCCUCCCCUUCGAUUGCUUGAAAUUGAUAAUUUACCACAAUUGGUGAAAUUGCCGCAAUGGCUUCUUCGCUGUUCGACAAACACGCUGAAAACCUUGCGUAUUGGUAAUUGUUCCAACUUGAAGGCACUACCAGAGUCAAUGCAAAAACUUCAAGCUCUUCGGGUUUGGAAUUGUCUUGAAUUGUCAUCUCUACCCAAGGAUAUCAAUCAUCUCAUCGCUUUGAGAGAACUAAUAAUUAAACACUGUCCUAUACUGACGGAAAGAUGCAAACCAGAAGGAGGUGAAGAUUGGCCCAAGAUUGCUCAUAUCCCGAAGAUUGAACUUGAUGGAGAGGUUAUCAAGUCAACCGAAAAUUAGGGGAAACUUGAAUCAAAUGUAUGAGUUUUUAAUCUCAUAAAUUCUUCAAUUUCCAUGAAUUAUGAACCCUAAUUCAACCAAUUGACUGGAGGAUUUAUCCAUUUUACUUCUUCUAUGUAUUAAGCAAUGGUGUUCGAUCUACACCUUCAUGUUUUUUCAGCUUUGAGGGAACUAAUAAUUAAAGGCUGUCCUAAACUGAGGGAAAAGUGCAAACCAGGAACAGGCAGGGAAAACUUGAAAUAGCCUAAUUUGGAGCACUAAUUCCACUGAAUUACAGGAGGGGUUAUUCAUUUUAGUUCUUCAACAUAUUUAGCAUUGAUGUGGGAUCUAUUGUCUUCAUGUUUUUCAGGUAGGUCUCAUGGAGAUUCAGCCGAAUGGUGCAGUUGGUAAAGCAUAUAUUCCUCUGUAAUUUGAUUCAGAAUAUCAUGUUUACAAUUAUAAUUCAGCCUUUACCAGUGAAUAUAACUUCUCAUGAUCUUAUUUUUUUAAAUAAAUGUUUGUGAAUGUAGAGAGUUUUAUGUUUAUGUUUUAAUUGUUUUAUGGCAACACAUAUUUAUUCCAAUAAAGUUUCAGAUUUUAUUUC
Molecule: messenger RNA, 3451 nt
Organism: Mangifera indica (mango)
Lineage: Eukaryota; Viridiplantae; Streptophyta; Magnoliopsida; Sapindales; Anacardiaceae
Product: putative disease resistance protein RGA1
Exons: 5
Coding region: 181-1677 (498 amino acids)
Biological process (GO): defense response to other organism
Molecular function (GO): ADP binding
Source: RefSeq, a predicted model, not a curated record